AUGAAUUUUAAAGAAGGUGGUUCGACAAAGGGGGGCAUGGGAAAACCAAGGGCCUCCAAAUGGUCAGACGAGAUGCCCAUUACUAAGACCUACCCAUCAAUUAUGGCUCUGUAUACAGACCCUCCUAUCAUGCAGUGCUCAUUGAGAUUCAUGGUUGCCUCCAUAAUUGUUUUGAUCUCAUGCAUGAUUGGCUUUCCUAGAUUGAACAAGGUGGAGGAGGUGGCCGGGAUUGCUAAGGGGGGUGGCUAA
Messenger RNA from Prunus armeniaca (apricot), 249 nucleotides. The record is from the annotation of a GenBank genome assembly. Lineage: Eukaryota; Viridiplantae; Streptophyta; Magnoliopsida; Rosales; Rosaceae.